AUGGCACUGCCAGGCCCACGAGAGGAAGGGCCUGGAAAAGGUGGUCUAAAAAUGCUGGGCACCACGCCGUCUGCAGGCCAGCCAAGGCCGCAAAUGCCAUCAACACGAUCGAAAGAAUCAAAAUCGAAACAACAACAAUACCAAUUACAACAACAACAACAACAACAACAACAACAACAACAACAACCAUGCUCAUUCUCCUCAUCCUACCUCUUCUUCCUCUACCUCCGUCUAUUCUUCUGCCUAUACUUCUCCUUCGUCAUCUUCUUCUCCAUCUCCUUCCCGUCGCCCCACUCGGUGUCACCAGACUGGCAGGGUGAGCCAGCUCACUCUGGCAGCCUGGAAUGUUCGUUCCCUUUUAGACAAUCCGAGGAGCAACCGACUGGAACGGAGGACGGCGCUAGUGGCACGAGAACUGGCGCGCUACAAGGUGGACAUCGCCGCACUCAGCGAGACCCUAUUCUCCGAACAAGGCCAACUGGAGGAGGUGGGUGCCGGCUACACCUUCUUCUGGAGUGGUCGACCCAAGGCCGAGCCACGAGAGGCGGGCGUCGCCUUCGCCAUCCGGACCGUCAUUGUAGGACGACUGCCCUGUUUGCCGCAGGGAAUCAACGACCGCCUGAUGAGCCUUCGUCUGCCCCUCCGGCGAGGAGGCAAGUUCGCCACCAUCAUCAGCGCCUACGCUCCGCAGAUGACCAGCCCCGACGCCGCCACAAUAGACAAAUUCUACGAGGACCUGCACGCCCUCUUGGCGACUGUGUCGAGGGCGGACAAGUGGAUUGUCCUUGGUGACUUCAACGCCCGCGUCGGCACAGACCAUACUGCCUGGAGAGGAAUGCUGGGCCCCCACGGUCUCCACGGCUCCAACGACAACGGCCUGCUUCUCCUCCGCACCUGCGCAGAACACCGCCUCAUCCUGACGAACACGUUCUUCUGUCUGCCGGAGCGAGAGAAGGCCACCUGGAGGCAUCCUCGGUCGCGUCAGUGGCACCUGCUGGACUAUGUCCUCGUCCGGAGGCGAGAUCAGCGGGACAUGCUGGUGACGAAGGCGAUCGCGGGUGCUGACGGGUGGACCGACCAUCGCCUCGUCAUCUCGAAGAUGCGUAUUCGCCUACAGCCUCGCAGGAGACCACAAGGCAAGCGACCCCCAGGUAAGCCGAAAAUUGCCUUGUUGUCUUUGCCUGCUCACCACAUUCAUUUCAGCAAUGAGCUAGCUCAACGGAUAAACAACCUUCCUCGGUCGCGCACGUCGCCAACACCAGGACUGGUUCGACGACAACGACGCCGUCAUCAGCAAUCUGCUCGCCGAGAAGAACCGCCUACACAAUUCCUACACAGACCACCCCACUGAUGCCAACAAAGCCGCUUUCUACCGCGGUCGCCGCCAACUUCAGCAACGACUGCGCGAGACGGAAGACGCCUGGACUGCCCGCAAGUCCGAGGAGAUCCAAGGGCACGCGGAGCGUAACGAAUGGAAGAACUUCUUCUCUGCGAUCAAAGCUGUCUACGGUCCGCCGACGAUGGGUACUGCUCCUCUCCUCAACGCCGACGGCAACACUCUCCUGACUGAGAAGACGCAAAUCCUGCAGCGAUGGGCCGAGCAUUUCCGAGGCGUCCUCAACCGCCCUUCCGUCAUCUCCGACGCCGCCAUCGCCCGCUUGCCGGAAGUGGAGACCAACGUGGACCUCGACCUCCUGCCAUCUCUCCAGGAAAACAUCAGGGCCGUGCAGCAACUCUCCAGCGGGAAAGCACCCGGAUCAGACGCAAUCCCUGUUGAGGUCUACAAUCACGGAGGUUCCCAACUCAUGGAUCACCUGACUGCGCUCUUCCAGGAGAUGUGGCGUCAAGGUGAAGUCCCGCAAGAUUUCAAAGACGCAACCAUCGUGCAUCUCUACAAGCGCAAUGGGAAUCGCCAAGUCUGCGACAAUCACCGCGGCAUCUCCCUGCUGAACAUCGCCGGGAAGAUCUUCGCUCACAUCCUUCUCAACCGCCUCAAUAACCAUCUGGAACAGGGCCUUCUGCCGGAAAGCCAAUGCGCCUUCCGUCAUCAUCGUGGGACCACGGACAUGAUCUUCGCCGCCCGUCAACUUCAGGAGAAGUGCCAGGAGAUGCGGACACACCUGUACUCUACCUUCGUUGACCUGACGAAAGCCUUCGACACGGUGAAUCGUGAAGGACUGUGGAAGAUCAUGCAGAAAUUCGGCUGUCCGGAGCGAUUCACUCAGAUGGUGCGUCAGCUGCACGACGGUAUGAUGGCGCAAGUCACGGACAACGGAGCUGUCUCAGAGGCAUUCGCAGUGACCAACGGAGUGAAGCAGGGCUGUGUGCUGGCGCCUACCCUCUUCAGUCUUAUGUUCUCUUCCAUGCUGAUGGACGCCUACCGCGACGAACGCCCCGGGAUCCGCAUCGCCUACAGGACGGACGGUCAUCUCCUGAAUCAACGGCGCAUGAACUUCCAAUCGCGCGUAUCCACAACCACUGUUCACGAACUCCUCUUCGCCGACGACUGCGCCCUGAACACCACCUCGGAAGUGGAGAUGCAACGGAGCAUGGACCUGUUCUCUGCCGCCUGCGAGAACUUCGGUCUGGUCAUUAACACGCAGAAGACGGUGGUGAUGCAUCAACCGCCACCCCACUCAGUCACAGCCCCCAAAGCGCCGCCGCAAAUCAGCGUGAACGGAACCCAACUGCAAGUGGUGGAGAACUUCCCGUACCUGGGAAGUACCCUCUCCCGCAAAACCAAGAUUGAUGACGAAGUCGCCAACAGCAUCUCGAAAGCCAGUCAAGCCUUCGGUCGACUCCAAAGCACAGUUUGGAAUCGCCACGGUCUCCAACUGAGCACAAAGCUAAAGAUGUACAAGGCUGUCAUCCUGCCGACGUUACUGUACGGAGCAGAGACAUGGACGGUGUACACGAGGCAGGCACGUCGACUGAACCACUUCCACCUCAGUUGUCUUCGUCGCAUCCUGAGGCUGAACUGGCAGGAACGAAUUCCCGACACGGAAGUACUGGAACGAACGGGAAUCCUCAGCAUCUACUCCAUGUUGAGACAAAUGCAGCUGCGCUGGAGCGGCCACCUGGUGCGCAUGGACGACCAGCGACUACCCAAACGACUCUUCUACGGAGACGUCGCGACGAGUUCUCGCCGUCAAGGAGGCCAAAUUCGCCGUUACAAGGAUACCCUGAAGUCCUCCCUGAAAUGCUUGCAAAUCAACACGGCCAACUGGGAAGAGCUCGCCCGCGAUCGUCCGACAUGGAGGAGGACAGUGAAGACAGGCUCUGCGAUCUACGAAGCCGAUCGCAUCGCUGCCGCCAAGGCGAAACGCGAAUCCCGCAAAUCCCUACUUCGCCCAGUACGCAACGCCGCCGCACAACCGCUCCCUAAGUGUCCUCGAUGUCAACGGACAUUCCGGGCUCGAAUCGGACUUGUUGGACACCUUCGGAUCAACUGCACCUCUCGGAUUUCCCCAACCAUUGUCCCCCCGCUCGCCUCUUCCUCAUCCUCUUCGCCGCCAACUAAGUCUGACAGUUCUUCUGAAACACCACUUACAUCCUCCUCCUCCUCCUCCUCCACUGCUCCCACGACGGCCGCACAGGCAACUGUCCCGCGCGCAACGACCGACACUGCUACCACCUCCCCCUACUCCAGUGAUGAGGAUCAGGACUACACCUGCCCUCACUGCGAUCGCACCUUCACCUCCCACAUCGGCCUGGUCGGUCACUUGCGAAUCCAUCGCACAGAGACUGGCGAACCAGUGCCUGGAGCACCAACCUACACCCACCGCACUCGCCUCCACUGCCCACACUGCCCGCGCACCUUCACGCAUCGCAUGGGCCUAUUCGGUCACAUGCGCAUCCACGAGAGCGGAACUGACCGCAGCUCCGACACACCCACGACAUCCAGCACAUUCACCACGCCCAGUCCCAUCCUCGCUCCAUCGCCCUGCGCGCCCAUCACCACCACCACCACCACCAACAUCACUGCUUCCUCUACAGAUUACACUGGCGCCGCCGACUUCACAUGUCCACACUGUCCACGUACAUUCACCUCACGCAUCGGCCUGGUCAGUCACCUGCGAAUCCAUCGCACAGAAACUGGCAAACCAGUGCCUGGAGCACCAACCUAUACCCACCAAGCUCGACUCAGCUGCCCACACUGCCCUGGCACCUUCAGGCAUCGCAUGGGUCUAUUCGGCCACAUGCGCAUCCACGACGACCUGCGGUAG
Spirometra erinaceieuropaei is the source of this 4226-nucleotide messenger RNA. The record is from the annotation of a GenBank genome assembly. Lineage: Eukaryota; Metazoa; Platyhelminthes; Cestoda; Diphyllobothriidea; Diphyllobothriidae.